This is a messenger RNA of Alligator sinensis (Chinese alligator), 4164 nucleotides long. RefSeq names its product ribonucleotide reductase regulatory TP53 inducible subunit M2B (gene RRM2B). The record is from RefSeq and is a predicted model, not a curated record. Gene Ontology annotation, molecular function: ribonucleoside-diphosphate reductase activity, thioredoxin disulfide as acceptor. Gene Ontology annotation, biological process: deoxyribonucleotide biosynthetic process. Bases 755 to 1768 code for a protein of 337 amino acids. The transcript has 9 exons. Gene Ontology annotation, cellular component: cytosol. NCBI's taxonomy places the organism in Eukaryota, Metazoa, Chordata, Crocodylia, Alligatoridae.
GUAUAUAGUCUAGUUGUUGGUGUCUUCCAGCUCCCAUUCCUAAGCUUUUUCUUCCCACUCGCAUACAUUUAAUCUGGAAAUAUAUUGAUGCUUAUGUUGAUUGGGACAUCCUUCUGCAGCUGUUCUCAAGUACACUGGAAACUGAGGCCUCUAGAGCAGCUGGAGUGGGACACUGACAUGGUCUCAGUAUUGCAUUUCUGGGUUUGGAUGACCUGAGGUGGAACACACAGAUGUCUGCAGUCCACUAACUCCUCUUUGGAGUGGCCUGGACAUGCAGCACUCCCAGAAGGCAGUUGGGUCCAAGAGCUCUGCAAGGGUGUGUGACUAGGCAGAGGAUGGGUGGGGUGACUGCUGCAGUGUCUGUGACUCCAGAUGUAUGAAUUUCCCAGGUCUUGGUAUUAGAAGGGCUAUAUAUGGGAGCAUUUAAAGCAAGGUGAAACCUGGUCAAGGGAACCCAAGACUAGUGGAGGGACAUACAGAUGGAUGAACCCAAAUGUGAGGCAGUGCACUGUGGUAUGGCAAUGGGAGGACCACUAAACGUGGAGCAAUUAGGAGUGUAUCGGCACAGGCUUAAAGCAAGCAAAUCCCUGGAAAGUACUGCUUUUUUUACGAAUCGGAGUAUUUAUUGCAUCUGAGAUGUCAAAUUAAUUCAUUUUGAACAGCUUGUGCAUAGACACAUGAUCUGUAAUGUGGAGAAAUUCUGAAGGAAAUCUUGUAUGAUGUUCUGGAGUUGAACCGCAAGUAGCUGUGCUAGAUGCAGAGUUCCUCUUCAAACACUAUUGAAAAUGGUUUUAAAGCAAGUGAAGAGCCUCUUCUUCGAAAAAAUCCUCGUCGAUUUGUCAUCUUCCCUAUCCAGUACCCCGAUAUAUGGAAAAUGUAUAAACAGGCACAAGCAUCCUUCUGGACAGCAGAAGAGGUUGAUUUGUCAAAGGACCUUCCUCACUGGAACAAGUUGAAAUCAGAAGAAAAAUAUUUUAUUUCACAUAUCCUGGCAUUUUUUGCAGCCAGUGAUGGAAUUGUAAAUGAAAACCUGGUGGAACGUUUUAGCCAGGAAGUACAGAUCCCAGAAGCUCGCUGUUUCUAUGGUUUUCAGAUUCUCAUUGAGAAUGUUCACUCAGAGAUGUACAGUCUGCUAAUAGACACUUACAUCAAAGAUCCUGAGAAACGAGAGUUUUUAUUUAAUGCGAUUGAAACAAUGCCAUGUGUCAAGAAGAAAGCAGAUUGGGCUCUGAGAUGGAUAGCUGACAGAGACUCCACUUUUGGGGAGAGAGUGGUUGCCUUUGCUGCAGUGGAAGGAAUCUUCUUCUCAGGAUCUUUUGCUGCCAUAUUUUGGCUGAAGAAGAGAGGCUUGAUGCCUGGACUGACUUUCUCCAAUGAGCUCAUUAGCAGAGAUGAGGGUCUCCAUUGUGACUUUGCAUGCCUAAUGUUCCACUAUUUAGUGAACAGGCCUUUAGAAGAGAGGGUCAAGGAGAUCAUUGUUAAUGCAGUUGAAAUUGAGCAGGAGUUUUUAACAGAGGCUUUACCAGUAGGUCUGAUUGGAAUGAAUUGCAUAUUGAUGAAACAAUACAUUGAAUUUGUGGCAGACCGAUUACUUGUAGAACUUGGCUUCUCAAAGUUCUUUUACGCAGAAAACCCUUUUGAUUUCAUGGAGAAUAUUUCACUGGAAGGAAAGACCAACUUCUUUGAGAAGCGGGUUUCAGAGUAUCAGCGCUUUGCUGUAAUGACAGAGACAACAGACAACGUGUUCACUUUGGAUGCAGAUUUUUAAUAUCUCUUCAGGGAGAGCAUCUGAACAAACGGACAAUGACUUUGCUUCCCUGUCCCCAUCUCAUUUCUUGUGAUGAUUUCUGUAUUUCUUAUCCCAAAGUUGGCGUUGAGUCUUCUGGAAUGGUUUUGUGUUUCCUACCUUUAUAAAGUUUAUAAAUUUACAUUUGAACACACUGUAAUUUCCCUGAACAACAUGUGUAUAAUCUGUAGAGUAAAUGUAUUUUCUUUGUUUCAUGAAAUGUCCUUUUUAAAACUUACCUAGCUUUUUAAAGAGAUGCUCUUUAUAGGGAGCCUGCUUGAUUCCUGGGUAAAAAACUGAACAACCUUUCCAUUUUUCAAAAAUUGACAACCUUUUUUGAGGGGCUGCAAAAGUGCUUUACAAGAAUAGCUAAACUAAGGCAAGGAUGCAGCUUACUAUGCUUCACAUUACAGUUUUAAUCUUAAACCCAACUGAGGUAAUACCCCAUUUUAAUAUGCUCCAUUUUGAUGAAUGGUUUAAAAAUGUAAACUAUGAAUCUAGAUCCGUAGUCCUUCCUGUUGUUUUGCUUCAAAAUAAUUUAAUCAGUGAGAGAGUUUGGGAAGAGGUAUGUAUUUAGUACAUUACGAAGUAUGAUCUUUGGUAAGAAAACUUAUUUAAUUUCCUCAUUAACUUGGGAUCUAGGUUAAAAGAGCUUUCUGACUUGAGGUGGAAACCUGGUCUACCCAUGACAGCAGUAAGCAUUCUGGGACACACAGCCUUCAUAUAAGACAUAUUUUGAAGAUGAUUUAAGUUGGGUGGCUUGGUAUUUGAAAGGUAAGUAAGUAAAAAGACAAUGGAGAAGAAUGUAUGCUCCAAUGUUAAAAUGGUAACCUACUUCUGUGUUCAGUGCAAACGCUGCUACUCGUUUGAGUGCCUUAAGAGUAAGCAGAUUUACAGCGGCAGUAAUCAUUGAUUGUUUUGGGGUUAUAACCAACACCAGUAAUGGAAAUACUGAAUCCGCCUCUUCUUUGUUGUGUUCCUCUACUGGGUAUUCAGUUUUCUUCUGUAAUGUUUUAUAACAUGACUGGGCAUAGCAUGUCUUUUGGUUUUUUCACCCUUGACCUACCACAGAAAUAAUACUUUAACCCUUCCUAUAGAUACCUCCAAUGUUGUGCUGGUAGGUAUCUUCAGAAUAACUUGUUUAGGUGAAACAUUGAAACAAUAGAAUUUUCAGUAUAUAGAUGGGAAAAAAAGUAUACUUUCGACUAUCAGUUCCUGUCCAGUGAUUGCUGCAUAAGCACUGCUGGUGAUCUGUAGUAUAAUGUAGUGUGUGUGUGUGUGUAUAUAUGCUUGUCUGUAUAUUUUAGUUGUUUAUAUUAAAGAUAAUUACUUAUCCAGUAUAAGAGAAAACUGAAGGAUAACUUUGAAAUGUCACUUUGUAAUAUUUGAUGUGGAAGAAAUAACAGCAAUAGUUUAAUUUCACUCCAUGGAUUUAGCUUUUGGGUAGAUUUUUGUGUUCACUCUUUUGCAAAUAGAUGGCUUCAUUUUCCUGAGGGGUGCUCUAUUUUGGAGAAUAAAAUAUAAGAGCAGUUCGUUUAGCACUUUAUAAAAUUGCUUUUAUAUUUUUUGAUUCCUGUUGUUCCAAAGCUGCAAGCAUUUGAGUUGAUUGGCAGAGAAGGCACAUCAGUAGGUCAGGCAGACUGUGCUUUCACUGGAAGGUUGGGCAUAGCCGUCACUGUCAGUGACAAAGCAGUUACCAUCUGACUUGUGUGAAAUCAGUCUUGUCAGUCUAGUUCCUGGUGAACAAAUGUCCUCAUCACAAAAACUGACAACAUAAUUGUGAGCCCCUGCAUUCUUCACUGCCCUUGUUCAGUCUCAGCCUAGAGGCCAUAGAUGUAAUUGGCAUAGAAAAAAAAUUACAUGCUGUCCUAGAAAUGGGCCUGCUUGGUCUGGUGGGGCAUUGAGGGGAACUUUAUAUGUCUGCCCCAUGUACUCUACCUAUUUUUAAAAAGAGAACUGAGAGUGCUGAAUCUAGCCGUGGUCGCAACCAUUAACACAUAUCACAGCCUGAAUCUGAUCUGUUUGGGUUAUUCCAACAGCAUUUUCUGCUUGGAUUGUCACUGACUUAGCAUCACGUGAAUUUUAAAGCAUUGUUCUGAAAUUAAAACUAUACAUUUAAAUUGCUUGAUUUUUAGUUCAAAACAUGCCCUGGUUUUAUGUAUGGAUUUGCUUGGCUCUCCUGAGCUCACAGAGCCUGUGAGAUACUGAAGUCUUGUUAUAGUUAUCCCUUCCUCCUUGUCCCAGUAGUGUGUAAAACACUUAAAUAGUUUUAGCAAAACUUGUAAAACAUGGUCCUAGACAUGUCAGACAGACUUCAAAAGAAAUGGGGAAGAAAAUGCCUUUGAUUUACCAUUUCUUUGUUUUUAUUGCAAACCCUA